GGCGCCUGCGGAGCAGCGAGCGGCUCAGCCGGGCGCCGCCGGGCCGCGCAGCCCAUGGAGCCGGCCGGGCAAGGGCAAGGGCAGGCGCAAGGGCAAGGGCAAGGGCAAGGAUGCUCGGCGCCGGAGGGGCAGCAGGACGCCGGCCGCCCGCGGCCCCGGGAGGGAGCCCAGACUUCGCACCAAACUCCGAGCCCCAGGAAGAAGCCCAAAUCCCCAAAGCCUGAGAACGCGAUAACAAUUGCCGUGUCGUCGCGGGCGCUGUUCCGUAUGGAGGAGGAGCAGAAGAUUUACAGCGAGAAAGGGGUGGAGGCGUAUGUGAAAUACCAGCUGGACCAUGAGAGCGAACCCUUCCUACCUGGCGCCGCCUUCGCCUUCGUCAAGGCGCUGGAAGCUGUCAACACGCAGCUGCGAGAGCUCUAUCCCGAGAGUGAAGAACUCUUUGAUAUCGUCCUAAUGACCAAUAACCAUGCCCAGGUUGGGGUGCGUCUGAUCAACAGCAUCAAUCAUUAUGAUCUGUUCAUCGAGAGGUUCUGCAUGACGGGAGGGAACAGCCCCAUUUGCUACCUGAAGGCCUAUCACACCGACCUGUACCUCUCGUCCGACUGCGAGAAAGUGAGUGAGGCCAUUGAAGAGGGGAUUGCCGCUGCCACCAUUUUCAACCCCAGCAAAGACGUGAUGGUGCCGGAGAACCAGCUGCGGGUGGCAUUCGAUGGGGAUGCUGUGCUGUUCUCGGACGAGUCGGAGCAGAUUGUGAAGGCCCACGGCCUCGACAUGUUUUUUGAGCAUGAGAAGACCUAUGAGAACAAGCCUCUGGCCCAGGGCCCCCUGAAAGGUUUUCUGGAAGCCCUGGGGAAGCUGCAGAAGAAGUUUUACUCCAAGGGGCUGAGGCUGGAGUGUCCGAUCCGCACCUACCUCGUCACCGCCAGGAGCGCAGCCAGCUCGGGGGCCCGUGCCCUAAAGACUCUCCGCAGCUGGGGACUAGAAACAGAUGAAGCCCUCUUCCUGGCCGGGGCCCCCAAAGGCCCCCUGCUAGAGAAGAUCCGCCCUCACAUCUUCUUUGAUGACCAGAUGUUCCACGUGGAGGGGGCUCAGGAGAUGGGCACCGUCGCAGCCCACGUCCCCUAUGGCAUCGCACAGAAACAGAGGCGGAUGGCAGAAAAGAAGCGAGCCAAGGACAUUGAGUGACGGGGCCGGCGAACUGCAGUGGACAUGCUCGCUGGCCAGGGUUCGGUGCAUGCCGUCACCGGCCAGUCCGCUAUGCGUCGAUGUAUGCAAUGAUCCAAGUGUCCUCUGUGAUUAAUAGUGAAGCUACUGAAGUGGCAGGUGCCAUGUCUGGAGGGAGGAGAGGGGGUUGACUGAAAAGCUCCCUUUGGCCUUUAUGUCUUGCACUUUACUGAUGAUUUCUGUCCCUCUAGCCCAGCACUGACCUCCAUACUAGUCAGGGUCUACACAUGGCACCCCCAGCAUCUCAAGCUUGGCUCCUUUGCCAGCUCCUCAGCCACUGCCCCACCUCUGUGGCCAUCAUCUCUGCUGCUAUGCCUCAGGGUCAGCCUAUGCCCAAGCCCAGCAUGCCUGCCCCUCUGCUUUAGGGGACCCAGAGGUGGAGGUGGGGGAGCCCCGAGGAGCUCCCCAUUAAUUCCUGCACUGAGUGCACAGCCAUAUAAGAGUCUGCAUCUCUCAUUGUCCUUGACUGCUGCCGUCUUCUCAACUCGAGUAGCACCAAGUGAAGAAUAGAAACAAUGAGGAAAAAAUAACCUCAUAAAAACAAUAAUAGAGGGCACAAGCCCAAUUCCUACUCAAAGUUUGGCCCAAAUUUUCACAUCUGGGUUCCACAGCUAAGUGUCUUAUAUGGAGAUGCUCUCUUGUGGGCUUAGGUAUCUUGACUGGGGCAUCCAAAACUGAGGCACCUAAAAUGAAAAGCCACUUUUGAAAGUGUGGUUUCUGUGUUGGUGGGAAGGAAGCUAAAGAUCAUAUGCAAGUUGGGUGCAACAGUCCUGAGAGAUAGCUAAGCCAAGUUAUCUUGAAGUCAGUGCAGCUGCUUCAGCAAGGAACUCGAGCCUGGGUCUGUCAUCGGGUGAAAACUGGAUCUUUUUUCAUUCAAACUGAGCCCCGUCUACAACUGGUAAUUCUUCUCUGGUCAGUGCAUCAAGCCUAUUCUGUCUCCCAGGAUAGAGGCUUCUGGUACAGGAUGGGAAAGAUUCACAUCUCCAAUUAACAGUUAGUGCUGUUGUCUUCUCAAAUGGCAUUUGCCAAAGUAGGUUGUGGCCUACAAAAGAUUGUGUCUUUGAACCAGUUAGUCUCUAAGGGGAUACACACACGUACUAACUUUCUGACAGUCAAGCCGACUUAAAUUUUUUAAGUUGACUUCAGUGUCAGAGCGUACACAUGUACGUGCAGCAGUCAACUUAAAUGUGGCACAAGAUAAUACACCUCUGAGAUGCAUUAUUUGGAGUCACAUUAGUUAAGUUGACUUAGCUGGUUGACGUAGUGGAAGCUGUACAUGUGUACACUGCAGCAUGGCUUACCUAUGGGUGCAUCUACAUGUCGCCAUGCUUUAGUACUUCCUUUUGGAACUACUAAAGCACAGUGCAGUACAGGUGGUUACUGCACCGUGUGCGUGGCGCACGGUUAGCUUUUGCCACCAUGCCUCCAUAGCAGCAUGCUAUAACCAGGGAGUACACAGCUAUGGCAACGUAGUCAGCAAUUAUAUCUAGAUCCGUGUGAUUGCUACAUCGCUGUAGCACGCUGUACAACAACAUAGCAUGUCACUAUGCUGCCACUAGUUAGUUAAGUUGCCUUAGUUAAGUCCCUUUCUUUUAAGUUGACUUAAUAUGUGUGUACACACCCUAAGAGAGUGCCCUGCCCUACCUUCUGCCUAAUUCUUUCCAGCUAACAGAGAUUACCACCUUUAUGUUUUAAGAUUAAUUAAAAGAAAAAUGCAUUUGAGGGCUAUUCCAGAAGCAGCAGAAGGCUUGCUCUUACAACUCGGAUUACAUGAUGGACCAGACUGAAGGGAAUGAUCAGGGUAAGCAUCAUCUACCCCUUGUGUUGUGUUAUCAUUAAGGUGGCUCAAAUGCAAUUUCUAUAGCUGAAGCUGCCUACCAUUAUAGACUGUGUUUUCAGUUGCUUGUAACUUUGCCAGAUGUGAACUACUUGGGCUAAAAUUCCCCACGCUAUGUGCUUGCUGCUGACUAAUUAUUCUUUGCUUUGCUUUUUUAACCUUCUUUGAGAAGGAGCGCAGUGUCAGCUUAAAGAGUUCAGCUAUACCUGAGAAUGAGGUUAGGGUGAGGAUUAUUAUAUUUCAAUUAAAAUAAUAUUGAAAACCUGGUGAAAUCUUCACCACGGAUCUAGCUGGUUUGCUCCCUGCACUGAAUUCUGCUCAGACAAGGAAAAGAUGAACAAUUUUCACUUUUUAUUUGGUUCGUUGCACUUUAAGCUUCUCUAUCUUGCACUGUUUGGGUUGCAAACACCUUAAAGGAAAGCUGUAAAUCCAAAGUAUAGAGGGGAACCCCUUUUAAGACAUUGAUUAUCAAGUUUUUGGCUUUUUUUAAUGCAAAAACCAGAUGUUGGGGUCCAUGCAGUCUACCAGAGACCCUUUCAACAGAUGUCUUGAGCUACCAGUAUGGCUUCCAUAUAAACCUUUCCAAGGUGUUUCAUGCAGGUUGGCACUGAUGGACCUCUUGGAAAUGCUCCUAGUGCAUCUCACAAGUAGUCUAGAUCAGUACCGGGUCCUCCCCAUAGAAGAUGACCUUGUAACAGGAACAAAAAGUGGAUCCAUGGUUGAAAUCUCGUGAGAUUGUAUCUGUCUGUGCCUAUCAAUUGUCAGAAUACACGUGUGACUGAACGUGGACGUGUGUGAGAGCAACUGGAAUAUAGGUUUGUAGGCAGCUGGCUGUGUGUGGCUGCAUAAAGUUAUACAUGUACACAUGAUAAAUCAUGGGCAUCUGUGGGGACGUGGAUACGGGGGUGUAAAAGAGCAUGUUUCAAACUGGGCCUUCAUGCUGGAGAGGGUUUGCCACUUCUGACAUGGUGUAACAGGGAUUGAGCUGUCAGGGGGGAAAGCCUCAGUUUUCGGUACCUUUAGCUCCCGGAGAGCAAAUGUGCGGCAGCGUUGGGUAGCUGGAGGGCAGGGCGUGCACAGUGCCAGCGCUGUGUCCUUCUGGGGACUGCCUGCCUCGCCCUUCCAUUUUGUUUCCAACCCUUAAGACCAGAGAAUAAUUACAGAGGACCUGGAACGAGCUCGCCAGGCAGCUCCUGCUUUGCCUUUUAUUUCCUUCGCUUCCACUACGAAGCUGUAGCUCCAUCGCUUGUCCCCUGUUUCCAGUGCUUGUUGUGAGUGGGCAGCCAGGACGCUCCUCAGAAAAUGCAGGACUUUGAGGAACGAUGCCCAGAGAAGCUCCAACCCCCACUCUUUACAUGGCUUUGGUGGGAUUUUGGACUGUUGUCAUGUGUGAUUGUUGCAAUAUUUUUUCCUAUUGCUCUGCAAGGUGUUUUUCAUGUCACGCUGGCUGGCUGGCUGAAGUGGCUUUCACUGCUGUUGCAACUUGCCUGUGCUACACCUGCCCUCUCCUGAGCCAGGAUGGAUUUUCAACCCUGCCGGCAGCCAGCAACCCCCCGCAACAGGUCUGCAGGACUUGCUGUCCCAUCUUGCCACCUUUCUGAUGGCCUGGUGGCUUGCUUCCUGCACCAGCCUGGCAGGAAGACAGCCCUGGCUGUUAUCUCAUUGCUGUGGGGUUCCACAUCUGUGUCUUUGGGUGGUUUUAUUUGUGAAUGAGCUGAUGCCUUCGUGGAAAUGAUCAUGGGUGUUUAUGUGUAAUAAACUGCAUCUGGUUGCACCCCG
Messenger RNA from Alligator mississippiensis (American alligator), 4840 nucleotides. RefSeq names its product 5'-nucleotidase, cytosolic IA (gene NT5C1A). Gene Ontology annotation, biological process: adenosine metabolic process; nucleotide metabolic process. NCBI's taxonomy places the organism in Eukaryota, Metazoa, Chordata, Crocodylia, Alligatoridae. The record is from RefSeq and is a predicted model, not a curated record. The transcript has 6 exons. Gene Ontology annotation, molecular function: magnesium ion binding; nucleotide binding; 5'-nucleotidase activity. Bases 55 to 1185 code for a protein of 376 amino acids. Gene Ontology annotation, cellular component: cytoplasm; cytosol.